AUGAGCUCCGGAGCGAUCAGUCAAUCCAGCUCAGCAGCGACCACCUCCUCCAAUGAGACGUCCCCCAGUAUGUCUACCUCCGAUGAUCAUGGUCAGAAGCAACCAGAAUGGAAAGACUGCACCGCAUGUCGUCUCACAGGCGCAGCGACGUUCACCGGGAUAGGUUCUUACGCGAUCUACCAAGGCUAUGACCAAGGUGCAUUUGCCAAGGUUCGCCCGAGGGGCGCUCCUAGAAGUGCGCAAUUCACGGUAGCCAUUGGAAUCGUCAUGAUCGGUUUAGGUCUAGGCCGUCUGGUAGUGUAG
This is a messenger RNA of Kockovaella imperatae, 303 nucleotides long. RefSeq lists its product as hypothetical. The transcript has 3 exons. The coding region runs from base 1 to 303 and encodes 100 amino acids. Lineage: Eukaryota; Fungi; Basidiomycota; Tremellomycetes; Tremellales; Cuniculitremaceae. The record is from RefSeq and is a predicted model, not a curated record.